Molecule: messenger RNA, 570 nt
Organism: Chaetomium globosum CBS 148.51
Lineage: Eukaryota; Fungi; Ascomycota; Sordariomycetes; Sordariales; Chaetomiaceae
Exons: 2
Coding region: 1-570 (189 amino acids)
Source: RefSeq, a predicted model, not a curated record
AUGCGCAGACCGAGAUUCAGGAGGUCGCCCUCCUCACGGCUCAGCAACCCCGAAUACAUGAUGCCUAUCCCUCAAAGCCCGACGCAGAUAUCACUCCGGGGAAGAGACACGGGUUUCCCGGAGUCAUUCUGUGGCAGCCGAAACACAUCACUGCCGCACCCCGAAGCGAACCUUAACCCCGACGCCUGCAUCACCGAGGACGAUGUGAACCCGGCGCGGGCCCUUCUCAGAUACCGGAUGUCGUUCAUGGCCCAGCAGGAGGCCAGCCGGGCAUCCACCUUCGACAGCCGAAGGUCUGAUUCUCCCGAAGAAGGAACCCUCUCCGCCUUUGGCCGGCUUGCCAUCAACUCGAUCCGGGCUGCCGAGAUCCCCGGGCUUGAUGCCUUUCUCCCAUCCAAGGACGGCGACGGUGUCGAGUCGAGUGACGGCUUGAGCAGCCGGGACCCAGACUCACCGGUACACCGGGGGACGGAGUUCGACCGUCCCAAGGCCGACCCACGAGACGGGGCGCGGGAUCCGCGUCACGGCAGGCGCAGAAGCAGUUUCAUAAAUAGGCUGAUGCACCGGUAG